AUGUCUUCGCGGGACUCCAGCUCCUCUAGUGGAACAAAUAAGUUUGCAUUCGUGACAGGGAACAUUCAUUCAGAAGCUCGGAGCCAUGCUAUGAAGGAACACUGGAAGCGGCGACAUCAGCGCAAUAAAGAGGCAAAAGCAUAUCACCAGAGAAAUUCAUCGCGAAAUUUGCCUCUCCGUUCAAAGAACCGCGCUAGUGAAGAUGCGAGUACAUCUUCAGGGUUGCCAGAGGUUGGGGAUGUGGACAUUGGCAGGAAUCAAGAGGAAUCUACUAGCAUUUCCGCCCAGCUGCUAUGUGGUCUGAGUUCUGCGCUGUCAAUCUCGAGGCCUGACCCGUUCCAGACGUGUCCUGUUCACCUGACGAGCCAGCACCAAAAGCUUUUGCAUCACUGGAUAAGCACCCAUGCGGCUAUGAUGUUUGCAGACCUGAAUGUCACCGAGUUCAAUCCGAUGAAAGAUGUUUGGUUCCCGCUGGACCUCUCAAAUGAAUCGUCUUUCAACUGCAUCAUGGCGCAUUCAGCUGCGCACUUAUAUCAUUUAUACGCUGGAACUCCCCCGCGACGAGGGUCGAAAUCGUUUGAUGCCUUGAAAUAUAAGAUCGAGGCUGUCAGGAUACUACGCUUUUGGCUUAGUGAUCCUAAGAAGGAGCUAAGCGAUGACGCUUUUGCGGCUGUGGUUCGUCUGCUUACAUUCGAGCGAUACUGGGGCACGGUGGAAGAUUGGAAAAUCCACCGUGAUGGCUUACAAAGAAUGAUCGAUGCCAAAGGGGGAGUUGAAGCGCUCCACAGAAAUUGGCGCUUGCAACUUGUGGUUUACCUGUUAGUGCAGAUGGUCAAAAGUAUAAAGAAGUUGCGAUACUGA
Penicillium psychrosexuale is the source of this 861-nucleotide messenger RNA. Its product is annotated as transcriptional regulator family TF. The coding region runs from base 1 to 861 and encodes 286 amino acids. The record is from RefSeq and is a predicted model, not a curated record. The transcript is spliced from 3 exons. NCBI's taxonomy places the organism in Eukaryota, Fungi, Ascomycota, Eurotiomycetes, Eurotiales, Aspergillaceae.